GUUAAACGUUUCCAGAAUAUAUCUGUUGACUGCGGUUUCCAUAUGCGUGUUUACGUGCACGCGCCCGCGUGUGAGUGUGUGUUGUACCCCCGGAAGUAUUCUUCGACGUUUGGAAUAAAUAAUUCGUUCUUAAACGGGCAAUUAGCAGUCGAACGAGGCGCGCGUAACCGAUCUUCGAAUACCGAUCGAUUUUGAACGCGUCCGGCUAUAAGCUUCGCGCAUUCUUUCACUUCGCCGAAAGAGAAAUGACGUAUAGGAUCCGAGGGUGGUUGUCUUCGCUGUCGUCGUCGUCGUCGCGUCGACCCUCUGGUUAUUUAUCGGGAGUUUGUUUCGGCGGUGUAGUAAUCGUUGGUUUGACGGUGUGAUACCUACGAUGAUGGUGGAAAAACUGGAGGGGUUUUUCAUGUACCGGAAACCGGUCUACAGAAUCUUCCAGUAUUUGGAAACUGAUGUAUCACCUGCAGCCCCCGUAAAUCAGGGCUCACCGGUAAGGUGUGCCCCGACGCGGACCAAUAUGGAAAGCCCGAAAAAGUCGCCCCAAAGUCUCCAAGCGGGCGACAAGUCAACGGUUAAGGUUCAUUUACCGAAUGGAGGAUUCAACGUGGUCCGAUUCGGCGACACUAUCGAUAUUAAAGGCAUCAUUUCAACCGUCACUGAGCGACUUUCGACUGGAGAGAGAGAUUACAAGGGACUAUACGCCAUGCGUCUCACUAGGCCCCCAUCCAACGAGGUCCACUGGCUACCGCAGGAUAUCACAAUGCAGCAAGUCCAGGAGAAAUAUCUGAAGCGGCACCCGAAUUCCGAUUGGCGGUACGAGUUGCGAAUAAGGUACCUGCCGACCAGCCUUAGGGAGCUCUACGACAGAGACAAAGUGACGUUCCAUUUUUACUACGAUCAGGUCCGUAACGAUUACCACACGGAGCUGUACAAAAAAAUCGAUCAAGACGUGGCUGUGCAGUUGUGCUGUUUAGAGAUUAGGAAGUAUUUUAAGGACAUGCCGCCGAACGUGCUCGACAAAAAGUCCAACUUCGAGUACCUGGAACGAGAGAUCGGCAUGCAAAAGUUCAUACCGCUCAGCGUGCUCGAAAAGAUGAAAUCGAAAUCGUUGCGCAAAAACAUCCAGAGCCAUUUCAAAAAGUUCGCUCACCACAACGAGUUCGAGAGCAUGGUCAAAUUUCUUGAGAUGCUCAAGUACCACACGAACUAUGACCAGGAGAGGUUCGACGUAGAUUACGGCAGCAGUUUCACGGUACCGGUCGAGUUGAUCAUCGGGCCCGAUAUCGGUAUUCAAGCGUCGUCCGCGAAGAACAUCAAUUUCGACCAGAUUCAGGCGAUCCAGACAUUGGUCAGCGACUGCGACGAACACUCGAAGGCGACGCUCCAGCUGAAGGUGGCCGGCACGCAGGAGGUAUUGUUCUUUACGUGUCCUAACGUCGACAUAGCUGAGAGUUUGGCCGAUCUGAUUGACGGCUACUGCAGGUUGCAUUCUGGCAGUCAGGCAUCGAUUUGGAACCGCAAAGCCACAGUGUGGAAGCAAUUCCCUUGUCCCUGUAAAGACGCAGCGAAGAGUAAAACUGGCAACGCGAAAGACUCUUCGAAUGUGAUCAGUGGAACCCUUGUCUCUGAAGACUAUGCGGAGAUCGUUGAAGAGGGGGACUACUCGGUGCCGGCAGUGAAAAAUUACGAGCUGAUGCGCGCGCAGAUCGAACUCGGCGAGAUUUUGGGCGAAGGUCAAUUCGGGGACGUUCACAAGGGCACCGUCGCCACCAAGGACGGCGCCGUCAUUCCGGUGGCGGUGAAAACGUGCAAAGGCGACGCCGACCUCGCGACGACCGAGAAAUUCCUUGAGGAAGCCUAUAUCAUGCAGAAAUUCGAUCACCCCCACAUCAUAAAGCUGAUAGGAGUGUGUUCCGACUCGCCCGUAUGGAUCAUCAUGGAGCUAGCCAAGCUGGGCGAACUAAGGGCGUAUCUGCAAAAUAAUAAGCACAUCUUGGACCUCGCCACAUUGUUGCUGUACGCAUUCCAGCUGUCUACCGCUUUGAGCUACUUAGAAUCUAAGAAGUAUGUACAUAGGGAUAUCGCCGCUAGGAACGUUCUGGUUAGUUCCGAUAGAUGCGUCAAACUCGCUGAUUUCGGUCUGUCACGGUGGAUGGGCGAGGACCAGAGUUACUACAAGGCCUCUAAGGGUAAACUGCCCAUCAAAUGGAUGAGCCCGGAGAGUAUCAACUUUAGGCGGUUCACGACCGCCAGCGAUGUGUGGAUGUUCAGUGUGUGCAUGUGGGAAAUCUUAAUGUUAGGCGUAAAACCAUUCCAAGGCGUGAAGAACAACGACGUGAUCGGAAAGAUCGAGAACGGGGAGCGACUGGCGUUGCCGCCAGAUUGCCCGCCUCGCCUCUACUCGCUGAUGUCGCAGUGUUGGGCGUACGAGCCGAGCAAACGGCCAAGUUUCAAGGACAUCAAGGAGAUUUUGCAGGAGAUCCUGGUGGAGGAGAAGCGGGCGCAGCAAGAGUGCUCGCGGCGGGAGACGAGGAGGGCGGCGGCGAUGUCGUGGGGACCCGCAGAUGAGUGUUGCCCCCCGCCGAAGCCAAGCAGGCACCCCAUGCAAGCGCUCGACGCGUCGUUGCUGUCGUCUUCGCUGGACGCUGCGUCGGACCCGGUGCCGCAGACGUACAUCAUCGCGCAGAAUCCCGAGGUGCUCGCGCAUCUGAUGCGCGAGAACGAAAACAGGGGCGUGACGCCGGCCAUGUACACCGUUCCCGCAUCGGUAUUUAACACGGUAGCGGUAGAUUUCGAGCGCAAAGAUCGCGUCCCGGAACCCGUCCUCAAAACCUGCCCGAUCCCGAUCCAAAACCUCCAGAAGUUAGAUCCCGAGGUGCCACCCACUGAAACAAAAAAAAAUACCGUGGAUAGGACACCGUCCAGGGCGAGUACCGGUCCUUCGACGCCCCUGAUGGGAUCUUUGGAACGGAAACAACCGUCCUCUAAAUAUAACUCGCUCGAGAAGAACGGUCGCGUGGUCUAUGGAUCGCGAGGUAGCCUGGAUAAGGCUGGGCCGCCACCCUUGCCGUUUAGUGCCGGGUCGUUGGAGAGGAGGUCAAAAAAUUCUCCGCCGCCGCCGCUUGGUGGCGACCCAAUCGAAUGUCAUUUCGAUUUCGUCCCGGUUUACCAUCCCGACCCUGUCAUGUACGAGUAUGGCGAGACCGAGGGGGCGAGGCCUCAGUACGUCGAGGAGUGCAUUUAUGAUUUCGGUGGCGACGACGUCAAGAGCUGCGCGCGCAAGCGGCAGUUUUUCGUACAGCCACCAACCUCCCACCAGCAACAGCCGGCUUCCCUCUACGGCGAUCAGCUGCUCGAAAAUCUCAAGUACCAACCGUCGAGCCAUUUCAGUCACCAGGUGCUCGAGCAGAGGCUACGACAGCAACAGCUUGAAUCCGAAGAAGACUCUAGGUGGCUCGCCGAAUCGGAAACGAAUUUGAAAAAAUUGACCGUCGUUGGCCCUCUCAACGAAACGAUCUCGUGCCUAGAAAACACUCAUCAGUCAUCUCUUCCCGCGAGCCCGUCGAAUUGCUCCGAGCACCAGCGGUCCGGGGACGGCGUGGUGGGCGUUGCCGCGGGCAACGGGUUACAGAGCGGCACCGCCUCGCUCUCGAGCAGCAAAAGCCAUUCGCCUGUGGGCUCGUUGACAAACACGAUGACAUUAAGCGGACAGCAGAGCGGAUCCGAUUUCGGCAGCGACUCUGAAAGAUCCAAGGAUGUUCAUCACGUGACAGCCAUACCGGAUAGAACCCACGAUCGGGUGUACGAGUGCACGACAGACGUAGUGAGGGCUGUCAUGUCGCUGUCGCAGGGUGUGCAGCAAUCACACGCAGACCAGUACCUCGACUUGGUGAAGAAGGUGGGACUAGAGUUGCGGUCGCUUCUGGCCAGCGUCGACGACAUAGUUGGGGCGUUCCCGUGCGCCGCGCAGAGAGAGGUCGAGAUGGCGCACAAGGUGCUAUCCAAAGAUAUGGCUGAGUUGGUUGGUGCGAUGAAACUCGCUCACCAGUACAGUCGAACGACUCUGGAUGCGGAAUAUAGAAAGGGCAUGUUGGGGGCGGCCCACGUGCUCGCGAUGGACUCGAAGAACCUGCUCGACGUCGUAGACACGAUACGCACGCGCUACCCGCAGAUUUGCCGACAUAUUCGCGACGACUCGGACAAGUUCGUUGCCGACGUGGGCGGGCGCGUGCAUUCGACCGAGUCUUUGGAGAAGCAGGACGUGGAGAAAGUUCAGCAAGUAAUGUUAGACGGUCGCUCCGAAUCCAUGUCGCCGACGCCAGUCGCAUGCACUUUCGUCACGGCUCGCGCGUUUCCCAACUCUAUCGGUUCGUCGCCGUCCUCAUCGAGCAUAGGCGCGAAACAAGUCGACAGUUAGUCCAUCUAACGGACGACGGGCAAAUGACGGUGAUAUUAUUAAUACGAGCGAGUCGCGUAUAUUUGUACCGCGUCGCAACAUAGAUAAACACCAUUCAGAAGCCGCAAAGAGGAUUCAGUUCAAUAUUUGUUGGUGGACCUAAACUGUCUGCACCUAUACAGAGUGUUAAUUAAGUACAGAGCGUCAAAAAAAACUAUCUUAUUUGUUUUUUUUAUAUUUCUUGUUCAGUAAAAAGGCAAUUAGACGAAACUCGAGAUACUGGGUUUAUUAAUGACAAGAAACUGAAAUAUUAACUUUCAACUUAUAUUAAACCUGUUACCUUUUGCAUUUAAAAUUGAGAGUAGGUCUAAUUUCAUCUAAUUGACAUGUUACUGAACAUAAUUAUAACAAAAAAAAUGUUUUGUUUAACACCUUUUUAUUUUAAAAUUAGUUACUUAAUUUACACCUUGUAUAGGUUUCGAGCGGUCAAAUGGGUUAGUUUCAAACAGGUUUUCCGCGGACCCAGUCUCUUUAUAAUUUGGACUCAAUGUCAUUUAUUGACAUAAAGAAUUAUGAUUCUGCAGAACUUGUCUAGGUUAAACGUUAAUUGCCCUUAUAAAUUGCUCUCAUUGGCACUUCUCGAUGGGGUUAUUCUUUGCAAUGAUUGGAAUCAUUUUUUUAGCUCAUUGAAGAUAUAUUCUACACCAUAUUUUUGUCGCUAUAGUUUUUUUAAUUUUAUCAGUAAGGAAAAGAAUGGACGAAAUAUAUUAUUUGAUGUUUUCCAGUGUUUUGGACGUAGUACAAAUAUAGCUGCUUGUUUAUUAUUAUUAUUGUAGUAAGAGAUUUUGCGCGGCAGCGGCAAUUGGGAAACGUCACCCUAAGAACAAAUUUUUGUCGUAUUUUUCUAUGAAAAAGUACUUAAAAUAUUUAAUUCUGAUUGAACUUGAUAAACUAAGGUUUAUAUAAGUAGAAAAACUAAGGAAAUAAUCAACACAGCUGGAACUGGGUAUCCUGUAUAUCAAAAUUAAACUAUUUUUGAUCUGCACAUCCACUACUAUUCACCACCUAAUUGACGUGAUAUUCUUUAACACUAUGUGUAAGUUCUCUUAAAAUUAUUAUCGGUAAAGCUUUAAAGUUAUUAAUUUUUUAUGCAUUGCACUAUUUAUUUUCGUCCAAAAAAUGGGCAUUGCGUUGCACUUGAGCCAGUAGGUGGCGCUGCCUGACGUUUCCCCGAAAUCGCUCCCGCUCGUGUUUUUUUUAAAUUGCCAAAAGUCUGAAUGUGUCGUGUUUUUUAAUUUGUGUCGUCACUUUUAAAAGUGUUUAAAAUAAAUACUAGUCAGAACAUUAUUAAACUAGUCCCGGGGUCUCCGGCGUCGUUACGACUAAAAUACUCAGCUCGGACGUCGCGAAGACGUCAGAGACUGCCGACCCGCUUCCCCGCUCAGGUGAGCGAAAUUCGCCAUGCCCACGCGGCGUAUAUAUAUUUUACGAGCUGCGGAUCAGUAUUGACGUUUCGCAUUAUUUUUUACAUUUCCAUCUCGCGUUUUGAAUAUAGGUAUUGUUAUUAUUUUCUGUUUGAAUAUAUUAUGAUUAUAAUUUAGGUAAAUAAAUUUAAAUAUCGAGG
Molecule: messenger RNA, 6017 nt
Organism: Cylas formicarius (sweet potato weevil)
Lineage: Eukaryota; Metazoa; Arthropoda; Insecta; Coleoptera; Brentidae
Product: focal adhesion kinase 1-like
Exons: 16
Coding region: 374-4414 (1346 amino acids)
Biological process (GO): protein phosphorylation; signal complex assembly
Cellular component (GO): cytoskeleton; focal adhesion
Molecular function (GO): ATP binding; protein tyrosine kinase activity
Source: RefSeq, a predicted model, not a curated record